This is a messenger RNA of Wickerhamiella sorbophila, 1491 nucleotides long. RefSeq names its product NEDD8-activating enzyme E1 regulatory subunit. Gene Ontology annotation, molecular function: NEDD8 activating enzyme activity. Gene Ontology annotation, biological process: protein neddylation. Bases 1 to 1491 code for a protein of 496 amino acids. Lineage: Eukaryota; Fungi; Ascomycota; Dipodascomycetes; Dipodascales; Trichomonascaceae. Gene Ontology annotation, cellular component: cytoplasm. The record is from RefSeq and is a predicted model, not a curated record. The transcript has a single exon.
AUGAACAAGUACGAUCGCCAAAUAAGGCUUUGGUCUGAGGCCGGACAGGGCUCAUUAAAGUCUGCCCGGCACCUUGUGCUUGGUGUUACAGCAGCAACAACGGAGUUUGUAAAAAAUAUGGUCUUGGCAGGCAUUGGGCAUGUCACAAUCGUUGAUGGCAACAGCGUGACUGAGGCAGAUCGGUCGGCCAGCUUUUUUAUGCAUCACGAUGUGGAUGGCAGUAACCGAGCCCAAGUAAUAGCCCAAUAUAUUCAAAGCCUGAACGACGAAGCAGAAGUAGUUGGCGCCGCCGAGAAUCCGAACCACUACAUUCAGACCCCUGAGCUACUUGCUUCAUAUGACAUUAUUAUUACAACGCGACUAGCAGACGACAUUCUGAUGCAACUGUGGAAAAAUGUAUGCAAAACAUCCGUGCUUAUACAGAUUGACUCUUACGGAUGUGUCGGACAAGUCCGAUCUUUCUUUCUAUGGCAUACAAUUGUCGAUUCUCACCCUGAGAGUCGCGUGGAGUUGUAUUUACACAAUCUCUGGUCCGAGAUCGAGUCCUAUUCUGAUUCAAUUGAUCUUGAGGCGCUUGAAAAUCAUGAUCAUGAACAUAUUGCGUUUGUUGUUUUACUUAUAAAAGCACUUCAAGAGUGGAAGCGGAGGCAUCAUAACGGCCCUCCUUCAACAUUGCCAGAGAAGAAAGAAUUCAAAGCCAUUAUCAAAGCGUUCGAACGAACAUACGAUCAAGAGAAUGUUUCGGAGGCUGUGCGUAAUGCUUGGAGAGUGUCGGUUCCUAAAGUUCCCGAAGGACUCUCCAAAUUAUUCGAAAUCCAGGAAGGCUGUAACCUUCGAGAGUUUGGUUUGCAGCUGACAUUUUUCUCGCUUGUGAGGGCACUUAAACAGUUUGUGGCAAAGUAUGACCGUUUGCCACUUUCUGGAGAUUUACCGGACAUGAAGUCGGACACUGCUGGGUACAAUAGAAUAGUGGAAAUCUAUCGAACAAAGGCUAAACAGGAUGCGGAACAAUUUGCUCGGGUAUACUUGAAUUUGUGUCAAUUAGAAGGACUCGAACCUGCCAGCCAGUCAGAAAUCGAGCAUUUCUGUAAGAAUUGCCGUCACAUUCGAGCUCUAAGAGGUGUACCACCCAACGAAGAUAAGAGGCUUAACUUGCGAGUUCACGAGGAUUCUGAAUUCAAAAGCAUUUUUUCGGCAAUCUGUGGAGCUAACGAAUACCUUUACCGCAACCAUCUAACUACAUGGUAUGGUGACCAGUCUGCUGCCGAGGCUUUGCGAGACUAUUCUGCGCAUUACGCUGACCAGGUGGGCUUGGUUUACGAUUCAAGUGCAGAGGAACUGCAUUCUGUUUCUGCAUUCCUGGGGGGCAUUGCUGCUCAAGAGGCAACCAAGUUCACCCUGCAUCAGUACACACCCUUUAUGCAUACGCUUGUUUACGAUGCUAUCAAACAAGCCACUCAUGUAUUCCUUAACGGUGAAAUAUUUAAUUAA